AUGUCGAUCGCAUCGCUUGCUCCUGCCAACAGCAAGAAGGCCAGGACGACGGCGAUCAACUCGUUCACGACGUACAUGGCCGCGGAGAGCAUGACACUCGAAGCCACCCACAGGCUUAUCGACGGGGAUAAGACAGGUAAGGUAUUGCGUAUUAUACUAGACAAGUAUGCAUAUUCGUUAGCCACGUCAGCCGAUAAGGUAAGGGCGACCAAUACGUGUCUAGCAUACUAUGGCAACGUCAAGAAUUGGCUAGUAGAUAAGUACCCGCUACAAGGAGCUUUGGUUAAAUCUCAGCUCCAAAAAAUCUAUCAGGGCUGGGUAAGUAUCGUAGUAACCGAGAGGAGGUCGGCGACGAGAAGAAAGCACCCCCGUGCUCUAAACAAGACUUAG
Molecule: messenger RNA, 390 nt
Organism: Phytophthora sojae
Lineage: Eukaryota; Oomycota; Peronosporomycetes; Peronosporales; Peronosporaceae
Exons: 1
Coding region: 1-390 (129 amino acids)
Source: RefSeq, a predicted model, not a curated record